Molecule: messenger RNA, 2851 nt
Organism: Melampsora larici-populina 98AG31
Lineage: Eukaryota; Fungi; Basidiomycota; Pucciniomycetes; Pucciniales; Melampsoraceae
Exons: 10
Coding region: 106-2679 (857 amino acids)
Biological process (GO): retrograde vesicle-mediated transport, Golgi to endoplasmic reticulum; intra-Golgi vesicle-mediated transport; intracellular protein transport
Cellular component (GO): COPI vesicle coat
Molecular function (GO): protein binding; structural molecule activity
Source: RefSeq, a predicted model, not a curated record
ACUAGCCAACCAAUACCACCAAAUGAAAUCAACUUACUAAAACUACUUCAACAUCCUCAACACUAUUCAAGAAACCAUCAUCAGUAUCAUCAUCAACACAACACUAUGCUCUUAGAAGUUCAUCGAAAACUAUUGGCUCGAUCAGAACGUGUAAAGACUGUCGACUUUCAUCCAACCGAACCAUGGCUUUUAUCUGGGCUUUACUCUGGGAAAGUUUUGGUUUGGCAUACUGAAACUGGUGCAUUACUCAAAUCUUUCACUCCUACUGAAGUGCCAGUUCGUUGCGCCAAAUUUAUUGCUCGCAAAAAUUGGUUUGUGUGUGGUUCAGAUGAUUUCCAUCUCCGAGUCUUUAACUACAAUACCUCAGAGCGUGUUUCUGGAUUCGAAGCACAUCCUGAUUACAUUCGAUGUCUGGCAGUACAUCCCACUCAACCUUUUGUACUCACGGGGAGUGAUGAUAUGACCAUCAAACUUUGGGAUUGGGAGAAAUCAUGGAAAUGUAUUCAGGUCUUCGAAGGUCACGCACAUUAUAUCAUGAACUUGGCGUUUAACCCUAAAGACUCCAAUACAUUUGCUUCUUCGUGUCUUGAUCGAACGGUCAAGGUUUGGUCUCUCGGAUCCCAAACUGCAAACUUCACUCUUGAUGCACACGAGAAGGGUGUGAAUUAUGUGGAGUAUUAUCAUGGCGGUGAUAAGCCUUAUAUGGUCACCACUGGUGAUGAUCGUCUAAUCAAGAUCUGGGAUUAUCACUCCAAGUCAUGUAUCCAGACACUCGAAGGUCAUCAAUCUAACGUAUCCUACGCAAUCUUUCAUCCCUCAUUGCCCAUCAUCAUCUCCGGCUCAGAGGAUGGAACAGUCAAGAUAUGGCACGCCUCGACUUAUCGACUUGAGAACACACUUAAUUAUGGACUCGAACGAGCUUGGUGUGUGACUUAUCAUUCUAAGAAAGGUAAUGACCUUGGUCUUGGUUUCGAUGAAGGUUCAGUAGUGAUCAAACUGGGUCGAGAGGAACCUAGUGUCAGUAUGGAUGUGGCUGGUAAAGUAGUCUUUACGAGGAAUGCAGAGGUUCUUACGGCUAACGUUGCAGCGAACCAAGACAACGAAAUUCCUGAUGGACAGAAGUUGAACAUCGCCGUCCGUGAACUUGGGAACACCGAAGUAUUCGCACAAAGUCUUCAACAUUCACCCAAUGGCCGAUUCGUGACCGUCUGUGGCGAUGGCGAGUUUAUUAUCUAUACAGCGCUAGCAUGGCGAAACAAAGCCUUUGGAACUGGAGUAGGAUUUGCUUGGGCAGCCGACUCAAAUACAUACGCGGUUCGAGAAUCGAGUUUUAAGAUCAAAAUUUUCAAAAACUUCAAAGAGAGACCAGGACACGUGAAGAUCAAUUAUUCAACUGAAUUAAUUUUUGGUGGUGCAUUAUUCUGUACUAAAGGAUCAGGAUUUGUUUGCUUUUAUGAUUGGGAAACUGGAAUGUUAGUAAGAAGGAUGGAAGUUGAAGCUAGAGAUGUUUAUUGGUCGAAUUCCGGAAACUUUGUAGCGAUCGCUGGAGAAGAAUCGGUUUAUAUUUUGAGAUUCAACAGAGAUGCUUAUAGUACAUUUUUAGAAGAAGGAGGUGAAGUAGGAGAUGAAGGGGUUGAAGAAGCUUUUGAAUUAUUACACGAGUUGACGGAAGUGGUCAGGACGGGUAAAUGGGUUGGAGAUUGUUUGGUUUAUACUAAUGGGUCGAAUCGAUUGAAUUACGUAGUAGGAGGACAAACUCAUACGAUUAGUCACUUCGAUCAACCUAUGUUUCUAUUAGGUUACCUUCCAAGUCACAAUCGAGUCUAUCUUUGUGAUAAAGAGUGCGCAAUUUAUUCAUUCGGAUUAGCAGUAUCGGUGAUUGAAUAUCAAAUUGCGAUUUUACAUGGAGAUUUGGAAUCAGCUUCGAACUUGUUAGAGUCAGUACCUAUGGAUCAAAGGAAUCGGAUUGGAAGAUUCUUAGAAUCUCAAGAUUUGAAACAAUUAGCUAUGGAAGUUUCAAAUGACCCAGAUCAUAAAUUUGAAUUGGCCAUUCAAUUAGGUAAUUUAGAGUAUGCAUUAGAAUUAGUUAAAGAUUCAAAAGAUUCGGGUGCUCAACCUAAAUGGAGGACGAUUGGUGAAAAGGCUUUGAAUGAUUGGAACGUGACACUUGCAGAAGAAUGUUUUGAUCAUGGAGAUGAUCUUAGUGGGCUUUUAUUGAUUUAUUGUUCAAGUGGUGAUAGGAAUGGAUUGAAAAAAUUAGCCGAACGAGCAGAAAAAAGUGGAGCGAACAAUAUAAGUUUUGCAUGUCAAUUUCAAUUAGGAGAAACCGAAAAAUGUAUAGAAACAUUAUUAAAAACAGGUAGAGAAUCAGAAGCAGGAUUGUUUGCAAGAACAUAUUGUCCUAAAUUGAUACCUAAGGUGAUUAAAGAAUGGAAAAAAUCAUUAGAGAUUAAAGGGAAAAAUAAAUUAGCUGAAAGUUUGGGUGAUCCUGAAAUUAACCCAGAAGGGUUUGAAGAAGGUUGGCCAGUUGAUGAGAUUGAAUUGGUUGAUGGGAUGGAAAAGGUGAAGUUAGAUGAACCAAACAAAGAAGAAGAAGAGGCGGAGGAGGAAGAAAAGGAAGAGGUGAUUGAAACGACAGGAGUCGCAAUAGCUGAUGAUGAUGAUGAUGAUGAAGAAUAAAGGAAUCUAAUGUCUUUGUUUUCUUUCUCCUAGUUUCUUUUUCUUUCUUUUCCAUUUGCGAUUUGUUUUUUAUGUUUAAGAAUUGAGGUGAACUAGCAUCAGGAUGAUUUUUUAGUAAACAAAAAAAAAGAAACUUGAUCAAUUUGAUUGACAAACUAGAUUUGAACUCUUU